AUGGUGCUGGACCAACUGUGGGCUGCGCUGUCUGGUGCCUCCGGGCCGGCUCUGGCCUGCUGCUUAGUGGCUGCGGCCGUGGCCCUGCACUGGUCCGGACGCCGGACCGCCCGGGGCGCGGCGGCUCGGGCGCGACAGCGGCAACAAGCGGCCCUGGAGUCCAUGGACAAGGCGGCACAGCGCUUCCGGCUCCAGAAUCCUGACCUGGACUCAGAGGCACUGCUGGCCCUGCCGCUGCCACAACUGGUGCAGAAGUUACGCAGUGGGGAGCUGUCCCCUGAAGCGGCACUUUUGACCUACGUGGGAAAGGCUUGGGAAGUGAACAAAGAGACCAACUGUGUGACCUCCUACCUGGCUGACUGUGAAACUCAGCUGACUUCAGCAGGCCUGAGGCAGGGCCUGCUCUAUGGAGUCCCUGUGAGCCUCAAGGAGUGUUUCAGCUACAAGGGCCAGGACUCAACACUGGGCUUGAGCCUGAACCAGGGGGUGCCGGCAGAGUAUGACAGCGUGGUGGUACAGGUGCUGAAGCUGCAGGGUGCUGUACCCUUCGUGCAUACCAACGUCCCCCAGUCCAUGUUCAGCUAUGACUGCAGCAACCCCCUCUAUGGCCAGACCACCAACCCACGGAACUGCUUCAAGAGCCCAGGUGGCUCCUCAGGGGGUGAGGGGGCCCUCAUUGGGGCUGGAGGCUCCCCCCUGGGCUUAGGCACUGACAUUGGUGGCAGCAUCCGCUUCCCCUCGGCCUUCUGUGGCAUCUGUGGCCUCAAGCCCACGUCAGACCGCCUCAGCAAGAGUGGCCUGAAGGGCUGUGUCUAUGGACAGGUGGCAGUCCCGCUCUCAGUUGGCCCAAUGGCCCAGAAUGUGGAGAGCCUGGCGUUGUGCUUGCGAGCCCUGCUCACUGAGGACAUGUUCCGCUUGGACCCUACUGUGCCCCCCGUGCCCUUCAGGGAGGAGGUCUACACAAGCACUCGGCCCCUGCGCGUGGGAUACUAUGAGACUGACAACUAUACUAUGCCCACCCCAGCCAUGAAGCGGGCAGUGUUGGAGACUAAGGAGCGCCUUGAAGCAGCUGGCCACACACUGGUUCACUUCCUGCCAAAUGACAUAUCCCAUGCCCUGGAGACCCUGGCUGUAGGUGGGCUAUUCAGCGAUGGUGGCCACCACUUCCUGCAGAACUUCAAAGGUGACUUUGUGGACCUCUGCUUGAGGGACCUGAUCUUAAUUCUGAAGCUGCCCAGAUGGCUUAAAGGACUGCUGGCCUUCCUGUUGAAGCCGUUGCUCCCAAGGUUGGCAGCUUUUCUCAACAGCAUGAAGUCUCGGUCGGCUGGACAGCUCUGGGAACUGCAGCACGAGAUCGAGGUGUACCGCAACACUGUGAUUGCUCAGUGGAGAGCACUGGACCUCGAUGUGCUGCUGACCCCCAUGCUGAGCCCUGCUCUAGACUUGAAUGCCCCAGGCAAAGCCACAGGAGCCGUCAGCUACACAAUGCUCUACAACUGCCUGAACUUCCCUGCGGGGGUGGUGCCUGUCACCACGGUGACUGCCGAGGAUGAAGCUGGGAUGGAAGAUUACAAGGGCUACUUUGGGGAUAUCUGGGACUGGAUGCUCCGGAAGGCGGUGAAGAAGAGUGUGGGGCUGCCUGUGGCCGUGCAAUGUGUGGCGCUGCCCUGGCAGGAAGAGCUGUGUCUGCGUUUCAUGCGGGAGGUGGAGCAGCUGAUGCCACGUGAAAAUUGGCCAUCUUGA
This is a messenger RNA of Orycteropus afer afer, 1743 nucleotides long. It is a transcript of the gene FAAH, whose product is annotated as fatty acid amide hydrolase. Lineage: Eukaryota; Metazoa; Chordata; Mammalia; Tubulidentata; Orycteropodidae. Gene Ontology annotation, molecular function: fatty acid amide hydrolase activity; amidase activity. The record is from RefSeq and is a predicted model, not a curated record. Gene Ontology annotation, biological process: fatty acid catabolic process.